AUGGAGAAAUGCGAAUCUGAGGACCAUGCUGGUAGCGGCAACCGCGAGGAAGGUAAUCAGAGUCAGAGCCAAGAUGAAGGUGAAAAGCUGGUUGGUGAUCUUUUCAACAACCGUGAAAAGCUGGAAGAAGCCCAGGCCUCAUUCAAUUUUACGGCUGGGAACAAAUCAAAACCUUCUUCCGAUGGCUCAGCUGAAACCAUUGGCACUGAUACACUCGAUGCAACCCAAACAAUCGAGAUAGGGGUGGCAAAUAUCCAACCGAGAUCCCGGCCUGGAGCUUACCAACAACAGCCAUCUGUCAUAGAAGGAGCGGCAGCACUUCAAGUAGCGACCACAAAAACCAUCGACAAGGAGGUGGAAAACAUCCGAACUGCAAUCGAUGCCCAAUCUGGUGGGUCUAGCACGGAUACCAGCAACAACACUGACCUGGAGAAGAAGCGGCAUAUUGGUGCAACAGGGAAGACUGUAGAAAAUGGCGUUCCAAAUCUAUUUGUUGCUCGUGAGAAUAUGCAAUUGGCAAAUACAGCGGAGGAACAACCAGAAGGAGCCGUCUCUGGCGCUGCUGGGAACAACAGCGAUCGCAGAGCCUUUGUUCAACCAGGUGCCUACGCGAUGGGAGGAGUACCAGGACCAACACUAACGGAAGAGAACAAUAGAAUUGAGCAAGAAGAGGAAGACCAGCAAGAAAGUCGCAUUGUAGAUGCACCAUGGGAUAUUGCUGGAUCAGCAACCUUCAGACUAUCACAGACACAAGCACCAGAACCACCAGCGGCCACCAGACUUCAAAGAGGUAGAAAUGUCCAGACAAAUCCAGAACCAGGGGCUUAUGCAGCUGCUGGUGUGAAUUCUCAUCAGCACCCAGAGUUUUCUAUUAUGUGGGAACUUGGAAACCUGCCAAGUGGAAACAGUGAGAAUGUACAGCCUUUUGGUGGCCGGGAAGGAGGGCUGGUGGAAGCCAGAGCUGUGAAUGAUGAAAACCCUGAGCUAGUUCUGACAGAAGCAAGAGCAGUGGAAUCAAAAUCUAGGAAUCACGAGCUGGUUCCUUAUGGGCCACUGGGAGUAGGACUGCUUUUGGUGGCUGCUCUCUGUACAGUUGUGGGCCUUUUUGUGGGCAUCAAGAACAAUGGGCUCCCGUCAUCAGAAGAUGCCACUGCCAUGCCAACUGUGCCGCCAACAGCACCACCAACUGUAUUCACUACAAGAGGUUUUAUUCUCCAGACUGUGCUUCCCGACACUACUGCCAGGGCUGCAAUUGCAGACCAUAGCAGUAACACAACGGCAUCUCCCCAAAGUCAGGCACUCGAAUGGACCCUACAAGAUCCAUUUUUGGAGAUAUAUCUGCAAGAUCACCAACGGUUUCUACAGCGAUUUGCUCUGGCAACUUUCUACUAUUCUACCAAUGGAAAUGUGACCUGGGGAAACAAUGAGAAAUGGCUGGACUACAACCACCACGAAUGCCACUGGUUCGGUAAAAAUGAUAUUGCCUUUCCUCAACCAGAUGAUCAAAUUACCUACCUAGAAGACUAUGACCAGAUGGUCAAUAAGAACCCCUGUGAGCUGCCACCCAAUGUGACAGUGCCCACAACUGCUACCUUGACUACUGAGUCUUCCUUCAAACAUCUAUGGAUGUACACAAAUCGAUUGGAUGGGACUUUGCCGAUGGAAAUAUCAUUUUUACAGUCCUUGCGGAGCAUCUCCACCUAUGUGAACCCCAAUCUGAGGGGCAGCAUCCCAACUGAAAUAGGCGUUCUCACGAACUUGGAAUUCAUUGCUCUGCCGUUUUCUUCUCACACAGGGACUCUGCCAACGGAGCUGGGUCUGCUGACAAAGCUUCUUUUCCUGGUCAUUUCCAACAAUGCAUUCACUGGCAGCAUUCCCUCUGAACUGGGAUUGCUCAAUGUCUCAUUGAGGACAUUAAUGCUGGAUCAGAACAUGUUUACGGGUACAAUUCCAGAAGAACUCUACAAUAUAACCUACCUCAGGACUCUCUACAUUUCUGAAAUUCCAUUGGAAGGGACACUUUCUACCAAAAUUGGUCAGCUUACUAACAUGUGGGAUUUCCAAGCUGAUUUGAUGGCAAAUGGUUUGUCAGGCACGAUUCCAUCGGAGAUUGGAAAGUUGCAUAUGCUGAAACGAUUUGUGGCCUAUAACACCGAUUUCACUGGAACAAUUUGCACAGAAGUCGGCCUGCUCACAAACCGCCUUCGAGUUCUGGACCUUCACAGCAAUUCCUUAAAUGGCCCGAUCCCUUCAGAGCUUGGGCUCCUUUCAACCGCAACUCAGGUAUUUUUUGAUGACAACAUGCUCACCGGAAAAAUUCCGACGGAGAUAAAUGGAGACAAUUUGCCAGAGUUGUUUGCAUGGGAUGUGAGAGGGAAUGAGGGCCUGGUGAUCAACUCUGACAGUGACAACGUCACAAAUUUUGAUGUGUUUCCAGAAGAGUUUGGGGGGUGCUGGAUCAAUAUGACUUUCAUUGACCUGGAUUGCCCUGUGAUGUUGAUCACUUCAAACGCAUCCAUCCGCUGCGAUUUAUGUAAAUGCAGCUGCGCACCCAGAAAUGAAGUAGCUGUUCCAUAA
Messenger RNA from Seminavis robusta, 2577 nucleotides. Lineage: Eukaryota; Bacillariophyta; Bacillariophyceae; Naviculales; Naviculaceae. The record is from the annotation of a GenBank genome assembly.